UUGAGGGGAAUUGAUUUCAUCCUGCGUAGGUAUCCACUCUUGGGUCAGGCCUGAGCAAAGGUUAAAGCUUUUUCUCUAUCGAGCGACCGCAAUCGCAGGAGCAAGAGAGAGUUAAAUGGGGGAUCCCUAUUACAGAUACGGUGCUCCUGCAGAUGGAGCAGGGAGCAUCCCAAGAUCUGGUUUUCCUGACUACUUGCCGCCUGAACCCACACGAUUAGCACCACAUCAUCUGUGGAGUUCUCGUGACUUACGGGGUAAUUCCCAAGAUUAUGCACAAAAAGAGAUAUUACCUUUGCGGCCUGGGGCAUAUGGAGUAGAUGAUACUAAGGGUAUUGGUGUUCAUCCUGAGCCUGGUUUUGGUGGAUUAACAGCAGGAGCAAGCAUUAAAGGCUACCAAAGUCCUUUACAAGAUCCACAUUUACUUGCCCAAAGACGAGAUGUUGCUGCAGGCAUUGUUUCAGGCACCCGUGAUUUAAUUAAUGAAAGGCAUGGUUCCUUACCCAAAGUUGAUGGCCUUCCACAUGCAGCAAGGGAUUCAAACAUUCUGUUUGUUGAUGGGCUUCCAACAGACUGUUCAAGGAGAGAAGUUGGUCAUCUUUUUCGUCCAUUCAUCGGCUUUAAAGAUAUCAGAGUUGUUCAUAAAGAGCCCAGACGUAGUGGAGAUAAGGCUUUGGUUUUAUGCUUCGUGGAAUUUGCUGAUGCCAAAUGUGCUCUUACUGCCAUGGAAGCUCUUCAAGGUUACAAGUUUGAUGAUAGAAAACCGGACUCCCCUAUUCUAAGGAUCCACUUUGCACACUUUCCUUUCCAUCUGCCAUCUGAUCGGCAGUGAUCUUGUCAUGGCUCGUAGCUGGGCUCACGGUUAACCUGAGAGGCCAUGAAGUCUGACGCAAGUGACAAACAUCUUCACUUUGUUGAGCUGCUGGAGUUAUUUGCAGAAGUCCUUUAUGGCUCAUGCUUAUUCGCAGGAGCGAUUAGCAUGUUCAUUGGCUUGAAUGUGACAUUGUAGUUGACAGUUGUUCACCAGGUUUUAGGAAUGGAUUGCUGUGAAUUUUGGAACUUUAUAGCAGGUUUAGAUCCUUUUUAUCAAGUGCUUUGAAACAUUUACCAAUUUGGAUGCCCCAGAAUGAUAUUCCAAAGUCGUGGUAUGUAAUUUUUUGGUUUUGAAAAUGGUAUAGAAAUCCAUUCCAUGGUUAUGUGACAAUAGCUUUCUUUUUAGGCAUGAUAUUUGUUGGGUUGUCUUGUAGUGUCAGAUCAAUGUUAAUUAGCAUACAUCAUUGUAUAUAAGAUUUUUGUUG
This is a messenger RNA of Diospyros lotus (date-plum), 1295 nucleotides long. Its product is annotated as RNA-binding protein 1-like. Gene Ontology annotation, molecular function: mRNA binding. The record is from RefSeq and is a predicted model, not a curated record. Lineage: Eukaryota; Viridiplantae; Streptophyta; Magnoliopsida; Ericales; Ebenaceae. The transcript has 6 exons. The coding region runs from base 116 to 829 and encodes 237 amino acids.